CUACACCGCCUCUCCGACCAACUCACGGUUGUUGUCGUCGUCUUUUUUUUAAACAGAAUCGUUUAUUUUCUUCAACGAAGCUCGCAGUUGUUAGCUAACUUAGCACCGGAAGUCCGCCAAUAUGUUACCCCUUUUUUUCUAAAUGUCAUCCGUUUAUUGUUGCGUUCGCUCGGCGUGUGUUUAUACAACCGGACCGUGCGUUGACAGCCGGUUGAAACCCCGCAGCAGCAGGUCCCCCCUCCCCUUUCCUCCUCCCACGCGCCCCGCCGCCUCCGUGUAAAAAUAGCCGGCGUUGUCAAGCCGGGCCCGGGUCAACAGUAACGCGACACACCGGGAAAGUGCGCCUUGAACGUGACACCUGCCUUUUUUUUGUGUGUAACUUUGCGGCCGGCGUGAGACCACCACAUAUGUGUCACGGCCACGACCAGGCUGAGCAAGGUGGCUUUUAUGAAGAAGAAAAAAAACCCACCAGGCUGCAGGUGGAUGAAAUGCGGGCAUGUUCCCCCCUGACGCAGCUGUCACUCGCCACAAGCUGCACAGGUGCGCAGGUUCUGGACGGCGUCCCUGCGGGUGGGGAGGGGGACGACGACGCCUGUGUCCGUGUUGCUGGCGGCGCAAGAAAGGCGACCUGGCAUUUUUUCCCCACCCAGAGAGCGCCAAAGCAACGCGAGGACGAGUAGCGAGGCGAAAGAGGAUAAUUGCGUUUCUGGCUGCCCCGUGGGAACAUGGGAUAUAUGACCUCAUCAUCCACCUGCGAGGCUCUCCACUGAACAACUCCACAUAGACGUACGAUGGACGCAGCGGUCGAGGUCGACGACGCCCGCCACGUGCCGUCGUGUGAUGUCAUCAGCCCCUCCACGCCUCCUCCUUUUGUGCGCCCCCUCUGCAGCACUCCCAAACAAGACGAUGGCAGCAAUCCGGAGCUGCAGACACUUUGCAACCCGCCAAAGAAAAAAGCCAAGGCCAGGGGCAAACUCGUGCGCAGUAUGGCUGUGUGCGAGGAGUCCAAGGAAGAGCAGCAGACCGCUCGCAUCACCUCGCCCGCCUGCAACCAGGACCACUCCGCUCCCUGCAAGGAAGAGGAGCAGCAGGAAAAACUCUCCAAAGACUGCAGCGUGGAAUACACCGACUCCACGGGCAUCGACCUGCAGCUGUUCAUCAGGGACACGCUGAACCGGAACCCCAGGGACCGCAUGAUGCUGCUCAAGCUGGAGCAGGACAUGAUUGACUUCAUCACCGGCGAGAGCCUCUUUAAGAAGUUCCCUCACAUGUCGUCCUACCACCGCAUGCUGGUCCACAGGGUGGCGGCCUACUUCGGCAUGGAGCACAACGUGGACCAGACGGGCAAGUCUGUCAUCAUCAACCGCACCAACAGCACUCGCAUACCCGAGCAGCGUUUCCUGGACCAGGUGCACGAGGACAAGGCCUCGGAGAUCCAGCACUGGAAAAGCAUUUUAAAGCGGGACAACAGCUCAGACGAACAGCAGACGUGGCGCUACGCCUCACGCGAGAAGCACAGCAAGUCUGUGGAAGAGAGGGAGGAGGAGUACCAAAGAGCGCGGGAGAGAAUCUUCAGCCAAGAGCCCCCUUGCACGCAGGAGGGCAGCCAUGCGGAAAACAGGACUGCGGAGGAGUGCAACCCCCACGCUGAGACCCAGAGGAAAAGACAGCUCUUCAGGGGGAGUCGUGACAGCUCGGGCUCCAGCUGGACGGGCAACAGCAGGCAGAGCAGCACGGAGGCGGACUGUCGCUGUAGCAACGAGGCCCGGCCGUGGAGCAGCACCGACUCGGAUUCGUCAUACCAGUGGACUAACCCCGCCCCCAAGCCCCGCCAGGCCGCCAACCCCGGCUGGGACGCGCGAGGCUCCAUCUCUCUCUUCAGACUGCCCCCCACCGCCUCUCCCCCCAACAUGGCCGAGCCCGCCCCUAACCCCGCCUACAUCCAGGAGAACGGCAUCCCACCCGGGAGCAUCCUUGUCAACCCUCACAACGGCCAGCCCUUCCUCAACCCCGACGGCACCCCCGUGGUGUACAACCCGCCGGCCACAUCGCAGCCAAUGGCAAGCCAGGCGUCGCAGCAGGUGUACUCGUCCGUCUCCUACCCCGCGCCGCAGACCUUUCCCACCCAGGUGGAGGAUCUUUCCGCGCAGUUUGCUCACGUGACCGUCGGGGAGGCCCCGCCCCUUUACCCGCCUGGGCAGAGCUUCAUCUAUGCAGCGCAGCCCCCUCCCCCCGCCAACCCCCACAGCUACUGCCAGCCCUCGCCACAGGUGCCUACCUUCUACUACAGCCAGUAUCCUACCUCAGUGCAACAUCCUGUCAAGGCCGCCUCCCCCAGCUGCAGCCAGGCGGCAGGUUACGCCCCCGCGGUGGGGGUGCAGCAGCCUUCGCAUCCCGUGCUGGGGGGCUACACGCCACUGGCCCCCCACCACUGUAGCAUUGUCCAGGGGGGCGUGUCCGUGUCCUUUCCACAAAGCAAGCUCAAGCUGGGGGAGACGGCCUACUGCUGCAUGCUGCCCCCCCCGCCGCCCCCCCACUGUGCCCACCCUGGCGGAGGACUCGGCGGCCCCGCCUGGACCGCAUAGCACGGAUGUGGAUGAAGUGAUCACACACACACACACACACACACACACACCUUUUCACGUGUCUUCCCCCACCCCCCCACUGUGUCCACAUGUUUGCACAAGCCACGCCCACAUUAGCGCACUGUACCAAAGCUUCAUAGCACAUGAAUUCAUAUAUUUGUCAAAGCUGCUGUAUUGAAUGCAUUAUUUAUACACACAAAUGGAGUUUUAUAUUCAUAUUCAACCAUAUAUAUAUAUAUAUAUAUAUAUAUAUAUAUAUAUAUAUACAUAUAUAUAUACACACAUACAUACAAAUAUAUAUAUAUAUACGUGUGUAUAUAUAUCUAUAUAGUGAUUGAACGCAAAUGCACUGUGUGAAAAUCCAAUAAACAGACGUGGCCGUCCUGACGUGCCCACGAUUACGUAUCACGCCGUUUGGCUCGUUUUCGUCUGUCGGGCGACACCACCGCAGCGUUCCUCGGGUUUUGUUGUGACUCACCAGCGCCCCCUGCUGCCCACAGGCCGCGUCUUCAUCUGCGAAUAUCGUCAGGAGGAAGUGUGAACUCCUCCCACAGCAGGAUGUGAAGAAUAACUGUACAAAGCGGGGGUGUAAGCUGAGAAAUGAAAGCAUGCCGAGGCCAUUUUGAGAUGUUUUCGUUUUCAAAACAGGUACGAAGGUGGUUUUUACACUUCGGGCUGCCCUCAGUUUUUGGUGAAUGUUAAAAGUCCAAGGGACCCAAAAGGGUCUCAGUCAUUUAAGUGUUAAAAAUAAGUCAUUUAUUACUCUCAACACUAAUUACAUCAACUUCAGAUCUAUCUAUUGCCAUAAAGUAUACUUUUUUUAUGUUUUACUCAUUUUGUAAAAAUAAAACCCUGUUUUUUUAGGUCGAUAUUUUAUUGAUCUACAGCAAAAACACAAAAAACAAUAUUUUCUUCCAAAAAAUGUAAAUACAAUAUUUGAUGUAAAUUAAUUUGAGGUCAAUAAUUUGUAAAAACUUUGAUUUUGAUUCAUUAUUUUUUUGUGAGCAUUGACAAUUGAACCUGAGUAAGACCUGGGUAAAAAGUCAAAAAAUCCAAAAGAACCCCACUCAAAAAGAAGUGUCAAAAAUACGCCAUAUAUAAAAAACAUAUUCUUUUUUACUUUCAAUACUUAAAUCUUUCCAUCUACUUCAGAUCUAUCCAUUGAUAUAAAGUUGUUUAACUAUGUUUUCAUUUUCAAAACAACUUCAACAUAAAAGGUCCCAAGGACACAAACGGAUUUCAGUUAUUAGUGUGUAAAAAAAUAAGUGCUAUAUAAAAAAAAAUUCAACUUUCAACCUAAAAAUAUUUAUAGAUCAACUUCAGAUCCAUCCAUUGCCAUAAAUUUUACUUUUUUUUUGUUUUACGCAUUUUGUAAAAAUAAAACCCUGAUUUUUAAGAUCGAUAUUUUAUUGAUCCAAGACAAAAAAACUAUGUUUUCCUCCAAAAAAAAUGUAAAUACAAUAUUUCAUGUAAAGUAAUUUGAGCUUUAAAUUGUUUAAUAUGUCGUAACAACUUUGAUUUUGAUUCAUUAUUAUUUUCUGAGCAAUGACAAUUGAGCCUGAAAAGGAGGUGGGUAAAAAGUCACAAAAUCCAAAAGAACCCCACUCAAAAGUGUCGUCCAUCAACUUCAGAUCUAUCCAUUGAUAGAAAGUUGUUUAUGUUUUCAUUUUCAAAACAACUUCAACAUGAAAGGUACCAAAGACUCAAACGGAUUUCAGUUAUUAGUGUGGGAAAAAAAUAAGUGCUAUAUACAUUUUUUUUUCAACUUUCAACGCAAAAUUGCCAUAAAGUUGGCUUUUUUAAAAAUGUUUAUGUUUUACUCAUUUUGUAAAAAUAAAACCCUGUUUUUUAGAUGAUAUUUCAUUGAUCCACGGCAAAAACACAAAAUAUGCAAUAUUUUCCUAAAAAAAAAAUGUAAAUACAAUAUUUCAUGUAAAUUAAUUUGAGGUCAAUAAUUUGUAACAACUUUGAUUUUGAUUCAUUAUUAUUUUGUGAGCAUUGACAAUUGAACCUGAAUAAGACCUGGGUAAAAAGUCACAAAAUCCAAAAGAACCCCACUGAAAAAAGGUGUCAAAAAUACGCCAUAUAUAAAAAAUAUAUAUUUUUUUACUUUCAACACUUAAAUCUUUCCAUCAAGUCUGGAAAAAAAUAAGUGCUACAUACAUUUUAACUUUUAACCCAAAAAUAUCUAUAGAUCAACUUCAGAUCCAUCCAUUGCCAUAAAGUAUAUAUUUUUUUAAUGUUUUACUCAUUUUGUAAAAAUAAAACCCUGUUUUUUUAGAUUAAAAUUUUAUUGAUCCACGGCAAAAACACAGAAUAUGCAAUAUUUUCCUCCCCAAAAAUGUAAAUACAACAUUUGAUGUAAAUUAAUUUGAGGUCAAUAAUUUGUAACAACUUUGAUUUUGAUUCAUUAUUAUUUUGUGAGUAAUGAUAAUUAAGCCUGACUAAAACGUGGGCAAAAAGUCACAAAAAUCCAAAGGAGUCCAACUCAAAAAAAGGUCGAGAAAUACGCCAUAUUUAAACAUAUAUUCUUUUUUACUUUCAACACUUAAAUAUUUCCAUCAACUUCAGAUCUAUCCAUUGAUGUAGUCAAAUUUGGUUUUGUUUUACACAUUUUUAAAAAUCUUUUACACACUUUGUCAAAGAAAAUCCAGUUUUUUAUGGCAAAAAACACUGAAUAUGCAAUAUUUCCCCAAAAAAUGCUUGUCAAUAUUUGAUGUGACGUACCUCGAGCCUUAAAUAGGUAAAUCAUUCAUAAAAAUGUUGAUUUUGAUUCAUUAUUAUCUUUUGAGCAAUGUCAAUUUUUAAAUCUGAAUGAGACGUGAGAAAAAAAUUAUACUAAAAGAUCCCCUCUUAAAAAAAGUGUUAAAAAUAAAUCCUAUUAUUUUUACUUUCAAUGUCUUGAUCCACUUCAGGUUCAUCCAAAGAUUUUAAGUUUUUAUUAUCUGUUAAACAGUGACAGUUAAAAAAAAAAAAAACUGCUUGCAGGGCAACUUUUUCUUGUUACCUUUCACUUGUUUUUGUAAUAGUAUUUGUAGAAAUCUGCUGCGGACUGCACUUUGGACGCAUUAAGUCAGCUAUAAUACAAACCCUGUUUCCAUAGGAGUUGGGAAACUGUGUUAGAUGUAAAUAUAAACAGAAUACAAUGAUUUGCAAAUCCUUUUCAACCCAUAUUCAGUUGAAUAUGCUACAAAGACAACAUAUUUGAUGUUCAAACUCAUAAACUUUUUUUUUUUUUUGCAAAUAAUCAUUAACUUUAGAAUUUGAUGCCAAGAACACGUGACAAAGAAGUUGGGAAAGGUGGCAAAAAAAACUGAUUAAGUCGAGGAAUGCUCAUCAAACACUUAUUUGGAACAUCCCACAGGUGUGCAGGCUAAUUGGGAACAGGUGGGUGCCAUGAUUGGGUAUAAAAGCAGCUUCCAUGAAAUGCUAAGUCAUUCACAAACAAGGAUGGGGCGAGGGUCACCAAUUUGUAAGCAAAUUGUCGAACAGUUUUAGAAAAACAUUUCUCAACGAGCUAUAACAAGGAAAUUAGGGAUUUUAACAUCCACGGUCCGUAAAAUCAUCAAAAGGUUCACAGAAUCUGGAGAAAUCACUGCACGUAAGCGAUGAUAAUACAGACCUUUGAUCCCUCAGGCGAUACUGCAUCAACAACUGACCUCAGUGUGUAAAGGAUAUCACCACAUGGGCUCAGGAACACUUCAUAAAACUACUGUCAGUAACUACAGUUGGUCGCUACAUCUGUAAGUGCAAGUUAAAACUCUACUAUGCAAAGCGAAAGCCAUUUAUCAACAACACCGAUCUCAUUUAAGAUGGACUGAUGUAAUGAGGAAAAGUGUUCUGUGGUCUGACAAGUCCACAUUUUAAAUUAUAUUUGUAAACUGUGGACAAGAAUGGGAAAGAAUUCCACUUUCAAAGCUUCAACAAUUAGUUUCCUCAGUUCCCAAACGUUUAUUACGUGUUGUUAAAAGAAAAGGUGAUGUAACACAGUGGUGAACAUGCCCUUUCCCAACUACUUUGGCACGUGUUGCAGCCAUGAAAUUCUAUGUUAUUUGCAAAAAAAAAAAUAAAGUUUAUGAGUUUGAACAUCAAA
Nerophis ophidion (straightnose pipefish) is the source of this 6678-nucleotide messenger RNA. It is a transcript of the gene arpp21, whose product is annotated as cAMP-regulated phosphoprotein, 21. Gene Ontology annotation, cellular component: cytoplasm. Bases 792 to 2585 code for a protein of 597 amino acids. Gene Ontology annotation, molecular function: nucleic acid binding. Lineage: Eukaryota; Metazoa; Chordata; Actinopteri; Syngnathiformes; Syngnathidae. The record is from RefSeq and is a predicted model, not a curated record. The transcript is spliced from 21 exons.